Molecule: messenger RNA, 1013 nt
Organism: Drosophila serrata
Lineage: Eukaryota; Metazoa; Arthropoda; Insecta; Diptera; Drosophilidae
Gene: CAH4
Product: Carbonic anhydrase 4
Cellular component (GO): cytoplasm
Molecular function (GO): zinc ion binding; carbonate dehydratase activity
Source: RefSeq, a predicted model, not a curated record
GACAUUUUCGUAUUGAAAACUUAGUCAAAAAGUCAUAGUUUUCCGUAGUUUUGUAAAUCUGUAAAAAUUGUGUUCAUGUUUCUUGUGGUUAGGAGCUUUGCACUAACCCAUUCAGGGACCCGGAGUCACUUUGGCUUUAAUUAUGACAAGCAAGGAAGAGAUUGGAAUGUUAAGGGAGGUCGAAGGCAAUCGCCCAUUGCGCUGUGCACCUUUAAUAGCACUACGUGUAAUGUUCCCAAACUCAAGAUGAUUAACUAUGACCAAUCCUUGGGGGAUCCCCUGGCAGUGAUCAAUAAUGGACUGACUGUGCUCCUAAGGAUACCAAAGACUGUUGGGGGUAGGCAGCCCGCUUUGAGCAUAAGCAGUGAGGGCGGGCAUGUCUUUGAGGCCCAACAACUGCAUUUUCAUUGGGGCUCCGAGCUGACCAAAGGAUCCGAGCACUAUUUGGAUGAUCAAUUUUACGACGGAGAGCUUCAUAUAGUUCACAAGAAUUCCAGCUACAAAACCAAUCAGGAAGCUGCUCUGCAUCGCAAUGGCUUCGUUGUCUUGGCUGUCCUCCUUAGGCUCUCGGAGGAUCCCCUAACUGAAUCUCCGGCAAUGAAUGAGAUCUGCAAGCAAGUCGGAGAGAUUUCUGAUCUAAACGGCAUCCAAUCCCUUCAAGAGGAGAUGGCCCUGGGAGACCUCUUCGUUAGCAUAGACCCCCAUAGAUAUUUGACUUACCAAGGUUCCCUUACCACUCCACCCUGUGCUGAGGCAGUACUCUGGUUCGUUUUUCUGACCCCUGUCGAUGUGCCACAGGAAUACUGGCAGAACUUCUGGCAGCUGAGGGACUCUUGUGGCAAGCGUGUUCUUAAUACUUAUCGGCAUCUACAAGAUGAUUGUGAAAGACCCGUUUACCUAAGUAAAGGCAAUAACUGAGACAUUUAAUUUGCCUUUCCAAUAAUAAUGGCAUGUAAAGUUUAGUCAUAAAACCAAAAAAUUGUGAUGUACCGAUGUAAAAUAAAAAUUGUGAA